Aphidius gifuensis is the source of this 703-nucleotide messenger RNA. It is a transcript of the gene RpS7, whose product is annotated as 40S ribosomal protein S7. The record is from RefSeq and is a predicted model, not a curated record. Gene Ontology annotation, cellular component: cytosolic small ribosomal subunit; ribosome; 90S preribosome. NCBI's taxonomy places the organism in Eukaryota, Metazoa, Arthropoda, Insecta, Hymenoptera, Braconidae. Bases 83 to 664 code for a protein of 193 amino acids. The transcript has 4 exons. Gene Ontology annotation, molecular function: structural constituent of ribosome. Gene Ontology annotation, biological process: translation; rRNA processing; ribosomal small subunit biogenesis.
AUUUUGAGCUUGAAGUCAUUUGAGGUUGGGAAACUCUCUUCAACUUUCAGCCUUUUAUCACGCUACUCGUGUACUGUGCAAGAUGUUCACGGCAAGUGCAAAAAUUGUCAAAAGCGGUGGUGCUGAACCCGAUGCUUUCGAAUCCAGCAUUUCUCAAGCUCUUCUUGAGCUAGAGAUGAAUAGUGAUCUUAAAUCUCAACUUAGAGAAUUACACAUCACUAAAGCUCGUGAAUUGGAAACCAACAACAAAAAAUCAAUCAUCAUCUAUGUACCAAUCCCAAAAUUAAAGGGAUUCCAAAAAGUCCAAACAAGAUUGGUUCGUGAACUUGAGAAAAAAUUCUCAGGUAAACAUGUUAUGUUUGUUGGUGACAGAAAAAUUUUACCAAAACCAACACGUAAAACUCGCACACAAAACAAGCAAAAACGCCCAAGAAGUCGUACAUUGACAUCAGUUUAUGAUGCUCUUCUUGAAGAUCUCGUUUAUCCAGUUGAAAUUGUUGGUAAACGUAUUCGUGUUAAGCUUGAUGGAUCACAGCUUACCAAAGUUCAUCUUGACAAAAAUGAACAAACCAACAUUGAACAUAAGGUUGACACAUUUGCAUCUGUUUACAAGAAACUCACAGGUCGCGAUGUAACUUUUGAAUUCCCAGAAUCAUAUGUUUAAUGACUUAUUAAUGAAAUAAAAAAAAACAAAAAAACUUGA